Labrus bergylta (ballan wrasse) is the source of this 2586-nucleotide messenger RNA. RefSeq names its product protein mono-ADP-ribosyltransferase PARP6-like. Gene Ontology annotation, molecular function: NAD+ poly-ADP-ribosyltransferase activity; protein serine/threonine kinase activator activity; kinase binding. Gene Ontology annotation, cellular component: endoplasmic reticulum tubular network; nuclear envelope; membrane. NCBI's taxonomy places the organism in Eukaryota, Metazoa, Chordata, Actinopteri, Labriformes, Labridae. Gene Ontology annotation, biological process: endoplasmic reticulum unfolded protein response. The record is from RefSeq and is a predicted model, not a curated record.
GUGUCUGCAGCCAAUCAUGUGACACUGAAGUCGGGGCCAGAACAUGUGGGACUUCCUGCUGUUCCGAAGCAGAGGAGGGGAGAGGACGGAAAAACACAAACAGCCUGCAGAGCCACUAUACAGGAAUAUACAGUUUUUCUUGGUUGGAGGUCACAUUUGGAAUGAGUAUGAUUGUUUAUGUUUUUCUUGCUGAUGUUUUUUUCUUGAAGAGUGAAAUUGUUUGUGCAAUCAUAACAUGUGGAAACUCCAUUUUGCUGUCAGGAAAGAAGUAGUGUCACUGAAGCUGGAGGAAACAGACCGAUGAUGGUUGCUAAAGAAAUGAGUAGUGAACACAUGGAGACAGAGAGCGAGCCGUGGACAGAGAGCCAGAGUGAUGAGGACAGUGAUGUGGAUGUGGAUAGCCUGAGUGGUUCAGAUGGGAGCUGUGCCACUGAGUGGUAUCACCACCACCAGCUGGAAACGGACAUAGAGGCAGUCAGGACUUUAUAUUCAGACUCUGCCAUCUCUAUCAGGGAGUUUGGGUCGAUUGAUGAUGUGGAUGUUGACUUGACUAUAAACACAGACGUUUUGGAUCACGAAGUGGCCGAGGCCUGGAGGAUUAAUCCAUCAGAACCCAUCGUCAUCCGUCUGCACUUUUCACUGUCUCAGUAUCUGGAUGGACCUGCACCUUCAGUUGAAGUCUUUCAGCCUUCCAACAAAGAUCAAUUCAGUCUUGGGAAGCAACUACAGAAUAUCCUCACAAUAUUUCUUUCUCGGGAGUGGAAACAUCUGACCAAUGAGAACAUCGUGGUCCGACGGAAAAGCAGACAAAGCUGGUUCAGGCGAAGUGGAACCAUCAAGAAAUUCCGAGCAAGACUCAGCAUCCGGCUCCCCCCGUCAAAGUCCGAUUAUCUUCAGGAAUCAGUUGGAGGAAGGAUCAUUUUACCACCAAUGAAACGGAACUGUUUCACCAAUCACAAGACUUCCUACAACAUCAAGAAUCCCACAGGAGAGCUCUUCACCUACACACCCAGUGGAAAGAGGGUGGCGGUGUCUGCAGUCAAGUCUUCAGCACAGCUGAGCACUAAACAGCUGAUCGAGCUGCUUUUCUCGUCACAGGCCAUCGGGCACUGUAAGACCACCCCGACUCUGCAGCACGGCUUCUUGGUACAGAUAAUGAGGUACGCUGAGCAGAGACUCCCCACGCUGAAUGAAUACUGUGUGGUCUGUGAUGAGCGACAUGUGUUUCAGAAUGGCCCCAUGCUAAAGCCAGCAGUUUGCAGCAGGGAGCUAUGUGUGUUUUCUUUUUAUACGUUGGGUGUCAUGUCUGGAGCUACAGAAGAGGUGGCCACCGGUGCAGAGGUAGUUGACUUGCUGGUGGCCAUGUGCAGAGCUGCUCUUCAAUCUUCACGCAAGAGCAUCAUAUUUGAACCGUACCCCUCUGUUGUCGAUCCAUACAACCCCAAAACUCUGGCCUUCAGUCCUAAGAGAAAGAGCUACGACAGGCUGCAAAAAGCUCUAGACAGCGUUUUGUUAAUCAGGAGAAUGGCCCAGGGUCCAUAUUCUGAAACAAAGAAGCAAAUGGAUAAAAUAGACCCUCUUGCUCAUCCCUUGCUGCAAUGGAUUUUAGCAAGCAACAGAUCACACAUUGUCAAGCUUCCACUAAACAGGCAACUUAAGUUCAUGCAAACACCCCAUCAGUUCCUGCUAAUCAGCAGCCCCCCCUCCAAAGAAGCUCGCUUUCAAACUGCCAGGAAACUUUACGGCAGCACCUUUGCUUUCCAUGGUUCCCACAUUGAAAACUGGCACUCUAUUCUGAGAAACGGGCUUGUUAAUGCCUCCUAUACUAAAUUACAGCUUCAUGGAGCUGCAUAUGGGAAAGGCAUCUAUUUGAGUCCCAUCUCUGGCAUAUCAUUUGGAUAUUCAGAGAUGGGUAAAGGGCAGCACCAAAUGCCCUCAAAGGAAGAACUCCUAAAGAGAUACAACCAAUUAAACCAAAGCAAACAGGACCAGCCUGUGCAGGCCAGGUUCCUGCAAAACAGGAACUUAAACUGCAUCGCUCUCUGUGAAGUGAUAACUUCAAAGGACCUUCAAAAGCAUGGGAACAUUUGGGUGUGUCCAAUAUCCGACUACGUGUGCACACGUUUCCUGUUUGUGUAUGAGAAUGGUCUGGUGGGAGAUGUCCAAAUCAACACUCAGGAAGCCAGUAUCCACAGGGAAAUUAUACAAGUGAUUGCUUCAUAGCCGUGCUGAGAAAACCAAUAAGCACACUAGUACAGUAUAUCCACAUAUUGUGAUAAGAACGCGGGUUUAAUAUGAAAACACAGACUGAGAAUAUGUUUCUUAAUGUCUACACAAUGUUUUAAUGUUUUGAUGAGUGAACAUUAUAAAUUAGCUGCCAUUACUGAUCCUUUUUUGAUAGAAAAAGAAAAGAAAAAUUCACAAAAUGCUUUUUUAAAAAACUGUUUCAGUAGAUAUGUGCAGCUAUGUGUUUGGUCUUACAACUGUAAAGUUUCUUUGCCUUAUACCUUGAUCUACAGUGUAUUGCAUUUUCAUUCACAAGACUGAUAACUCUUCAUUUUAAAUAUAUUUUGUACAUUUUUAUAA